Molecule: messenger RNA, 330 nt
Organism: Symbiodinium necroappetens
Lineage: Eukaryota; Dinophyceae; Suessiales; Symbiodiniaceae
Source: the annotation of a GenBank genome assembly
AUGCCGCCCACUCGUUGGAGGAGAAACACCCGGAUCUCCACGUCAUGUCUAGCGAGAAGGUCUUGCAAUGCAUCGCCUCCCUUGUGCUGCAAAAAGUGUCGCAAUACGGCUGGUUUGACGCGGUCGACUGGUCGGUGGUGUUGGCAGCCUUUGUGGCCGAGAACACACAACUGGGCAGAGAGGAGGAGCUGCUUCCAGUGGCGCUCGAGGUGGUUGAAAGAUGGUGCAGAAAAAGAUACAAGGAGUCGCUGGCAGCAAAGCAAUCUGUCCCUCCAGGUCAGACAUCAGAAACGUGUGCUGCCGGCAAGGAGAUCCUUCCUAAGUUUCUAG